Molecule: messenger RNA, 5704 nt
Organism: Pocillopora meandrina
Lineage: Eukaryota; Metazoa; Cnidaria; Anthozoa; Scleractinia; Pocilloporidae
Source: the annotation of a GenBank genome assembly
GGGGUGUGAAUGUGCGUUUCACCCAGGAACCUUCUAAUCCAAGCUACUUCAACAAUGGUAGUGAUGCCAACCUAGUUUGGGACUACACUGAUCCACAUAAUAACGUUCAGAGCAUUAUCUAUAGUGUUUUUGUAGGUGGUACAUUUGUCAGAAUGAUGGUUAAUGAUAGUCGUGGUGUCCGAGAACAUCCUGACAUUCCUCCAUCUUACAAAGGAAGAGUUAAAAUUGAAGGAAGAGCAACCCUGGUUAUCAAGAACAUCAAUGUUAGAGACAAUACCAAAUUUAAAUGUGGUGUGUAUGGAACCUUUCUCAACUCAUUGGAAAGUACAGUGGAACUUAUUUUGGCAGGUAUUUAUUACAGAUAUAAUGAUGAACAAUCAAACAUAAAUCAAAUGCAUUCAACUCAUGUCUCUCCUCUGAUCUGAGGAAAGUAAACAUUAUAGCAAAGUGAUAGUUAAUGAAAGUGGUCAGGUGUCUAAGAUCAUCCUAAAAUUCCUCUAUGUUACAAAGGAAGAGUUAAAAUUGAAGGAAGAGCUACCCUGGUUAUCAAGAACAUCAACCCUUGAGACAAUAGCACAUUUCAAUGUGAAUUGUUUGGAGAGUUUCUCUACUCAGUAGUAUGUACUGUUUGGCCUAUUGUGGCAGGUACGUAUUGCAGACAUGACCACUAAUAAUCAAACAUAAAUCAAAUGCAUUCAACUCAUGUCUCUCACAUUUCUGAGAUCUAGAGAAAGUAAACAAUAGCAUACAUUUGCACAAACCGUUAUCUGCAGGGCUGAAAGUGGCUAGCUAACCCGACUUUUGAGAACAAUAGUCUUGGUUUUACUUGGCAUGAGACACCACACUCCUAAAAGGAGAAAAGAAAUUCUACCAUUUACUUGGCUGUUUUUCAUUACUAAGAAAUCAAAGAGUUAUCAAAGAGUCAUUGGGUUGCUCUGGUAUGCAUAGAUGACUAUGAAUUGUAACUUCUUCAGUUACAUUCAUUAAAUCUGUAAACCAGAGUAGCAUCAAGCUAUGUCUGAUUGUCCACCUGGUUGCUGUGUGAACUUUAAUAUACUUCUUUCUGAGUGUUUCACCUUUCAUUAAAUCAAAUACAGUAUUUCAAAUGUCUUAAGAACAUUUAGUAAAUGAAAAUGAGAGUGUUAUUAAGUUUGUAACUUCUUGGUCAUUUGACUGUGAUCCAAAGUCGAAAACAUUUGUGACUGGAUAUCUCAAUGCUCAUGUACAAUUUACCUGAUUGUUCGCUUGAAGGAUUAUAUGACACUUGUUGUGAAGAAUCCAAAUGAACUCACUGUUUGCUACAUUCACUUGCUUGUUCCUUUAUGACUUGUGAAUAAAAAUUGUUUGUGCUCACAUUAGCCAUUACAUGAUCUUCUUUUUUUCAUUGUCUCUGUACUCCGUUGGGACCAUGUAACUUUCUACAUCGUAAUAUUUCAAUUAUGCAUUUUUAAAUGCUAAGUUCUGUUGGCUUAUUUUAACUGUAAUGCAAUACCUGUCACACUACUUCUCUUUCCUAAUUGUAUUUUGAUAAAAAGAUGCCAGGUUAGUAUGGCUUAAAAGGGGCAAGAUGAAUCAUCAUUGGCAUUUGGUUCAAGUAGCUCAAAGCCAAUCCAUGUCUCAUAUUCCACUUGUAGUAAAAAUCAAGGGCCAUACAUCUUGUUUUUAUAUUUUGUUUUGUUUUUACCAUAAGAUGGCAAUUCUUAUUCAUGCAUCACUACUGUCUUAAUUUGUAACAGAUUUUCCAAAUUUUUUGGAUGGUUCUUCUUUUUUCUUAGAUGGUUCACCUCCCACUUUGGCUUAUACCUUCUCUUUUAGUGACCGGUGGGAUACUUGGCUUGAGCUAGAGUUAGAGCUGGGGGGUGAAAAUUGUCUUUUUGGUUUUUUGUUUCAUCAGUAGGUUUCUCUAUUUCCUCAUCCUUAGCUGUUUCCUGUCCCAGGUUCCAAGAUCAAGUGACUCUAAAUAGAGAAGGAAAAAUGUGUAUUUGUGAACAACUUUAAUUUAAAUCAAACUAUUUUGGGGGCUUUUUGGUGUAACACAACAGCUCAGUUUCAUUUAUUUUUGGGACAUAAUGCAUUCUCGAAGCCUGCUUAUAAAUUUUAAAUAUUUCAGCCCAUAGAGGUGACCCCUAAUUUGAUGUUUUCACUGCUUAUUCUGAAAGAUUCUAGCCAGUUAUGAUGUCUAUUAUGGACUCAAAAAAUCCCAUAGCUCCAUUUAAUUCUAAAAAUCCAAGGAGGAGGUGGCUGUUUUCACACAUUUAGAAGGCCUAAUUCCUAAUAAUGGUGCUCCAACUGAAUGCAGCUUGUGAUAUGUAGCACUGAGAGCGUUUACCUUAAUCAUAUUAUAUCUUAUUGAAAGGCUGUUGUAUCCUUAAGCUAUAAUUUCAUUGCACUUACAUAUGAUGAAACAUGUUCUGCUAUGUAACUCUCGAUCGUAAGGCUCUAAUGUACCUAACAGAUUUUUGGGGAUUCUUCAAGAGCUAGCACCUCUAAGUCUUGAGUAUAGGCCGUUAUAAAUCUAAACAAAGUACAUAGAAUUCUAUAAUAGUUUUUGCUUAUUCCAUAAUUCCUUGCAAGAUUUUGUAAUAUUGUUUACGGGAUGACAAGCUACAGUAUUGUUAAGAAACUGUAGAUCAAGUUCAUGUACACUUACGCAAAUGAUAUCUUUGUUACAACUUCAGUUCGAAGCUCUCCAAAUUGGUGGCUCUUAAAAUCUAAAAAAAAGUUUAAUAGGGCCUAUCAUAGUUAAGGGGGAAGAUGGAAAUAUUUUAAGACACACAAGUAGUAUUAUCCACCUUUAGAUCAAGGAACUUUUCAAACAAGCCACUCCAUUCUUAAGGAAACCACAUACAGUUUCCUCAACCUUUAAUACUUGCACAUACUAGCACUCAGUACUAUUAAAAAUCAAGGUUUUACUUCUGCCAUUAAAUUAGAUUUUCCUCCUUUCACCAAUACUCUCUCAGCUACUCUGGCUAGCAAGGUCUUUUUUGCAUUCAUCCUUAAACCUUUAGUUUGCAACAAGGAUAUUACUUCCAGUACAAAGAUGAAUCAAGUGGUGUUUUUGGUGUCACCUCUCCACUUUCUGCCUCUUAACAACUUCUUUCCUGUCAUCUCCUGUAGUUUCUCAGAGCUCUGAUGAAAUGAUGCUGCUUCAUUACAAAUAUAGACAGAUGUAGCAUAUAAAUAUAGAGAGAUUGAGGAUGUUUAAAUUGUUGAGUGAUAACCUCUCUGUUGGGAAGGAACAACACAUUUAAUUAUAUUAGUUAUAGGACAAAUCGUAAACAGUGGUCUCCAUACAGUCCAUUCUGAAUGCAGGGAAGUAAUUCGUUUUCUUUGCGUUUGAUUUGGGCUUAAGAACGUUUUAUUUGUGGGUAUAAUUCUUCAAAAUGCAGAGAAAAAGAAACUCCACUCUGCGAACUCCUUUAGCAGAACAGUCGUAAUGAGGAAUCAAAUUUUCUAAUGUUUGGUAAAAGUACAAUUAGUACAAGGAGAUGAGUAAGUUCUUCUUUUAAGGUUAACUUGUACUGAAUGAAGUUUGACCCUCCUUAUACUAGUUGGUUGUCGGGGACCAAUUGUUCAAUGCCUUUGUUUAUUUUAUUGAAAUUGGACAAACUCUAAGACUCAGUCCAAGUAAGAUUUGCUACGCCACAUGAGGAGUGAUUUAUAGUCUCUGUUACCUUUCAGAGCCACCACUUAUAAACCUCUCUUUAGGAAGAAAAUAUUACAUCGAAGGCUCCCCUGUCACCAUAGCCUGUAGAGCUUCUGGGAAACCACUUCCGGAUGUAGCAUGGAUUAGAAAUGGAGUACUGCUGAAGAAAGCUGCGUUUUUAAAGUUCGAUAAUAUAAGCAGAACAGACGCAGGACGAUAUACAUGUCGAGCCAAUAACUCAGUGCAAGUCACUUCUAUUGACACAACAAUUUCAGUUCACUGUAAGUAUAUUUUAACCUCAAUUUUCGAUUUUUUAAUUUACUUUAUUAUUUAUAGGGCGCCUUCUGUUAUUAAGGUCAGUGACACGAUACUGACGAAUCUGUUCAAAAGUGUAAGGAAACAGAAUUCCUUCUCAAAUCCUUUUCGGGUUUAUAUGCAUUGGUCUCAGGUACCCAAAAUUCACUCCGUGUGACUAGCACACAGGGCUAGCGCAUAUUCUGACUGUCAGCUGACAAAUUACAUUCAUGUUUUACUGAAAGCUGAGAUCAGCUGAUAGAUGCAAAUAUUGGCUGAAACUAAAACUGCCUGCUUAAGAUUUAAGAUUUAAAGGAAUUUCAGACCUACUUCUAUUUUUCAAGUCAAGAAAUGUUCUUAUACCUAUUAACGUAAGGGAAUACUUGCGUACCUUGGCCUCGUUAUCAUGCUCGUAAGUUUGACAUUAAUAAUGAUAACUUAAUCUACGGACAUAAUCAGGAUCAUUGUACAUGUAGGAAAUCGUAUUCCAUCACAAAUACUGAACUAUUGAACUUGCCGCUCCAUAACAGGCAAAAAUUAAUGAAAUAUCCCUCAGUAUUCUGCUAUUAUCUAUGAAAGAGUUGUACAAUCUGCAGUUUCGGCCAAUUGUUUGCUUAUUCAGCUUAAAGCAAUGAGAGAAAUAUCAUUUUCGCCCAAUUUCAAGCAUGGUUUGACAUGAAAAAGAGGCUCACUCUGGUAACCACUGUUUGCUACCAUUUCUUAUGUUCUUCCGAUUAUAUCUUUAGCUCUUAAUGGCAGAAGGCCAGCCAUACUCACCAUCUGCAAAUUACGUCACAUGACCAAGCAUGUGACCUCCAAGGGGCCUAAAUCCGCCUUCCUGCCUAAAAUGAAAUCAUAUUUAUGUUGUCUUUCCAAAUCUUGUAUUUACACCACCUUUUUCCUCAGAGCAAUACUUAUUGCAACUAAAAGCACGAGCCUAUAACUUAUUUUGGUCUGUUUAGCUUUCAAGUGACUCAUCUCCAAUGUUAAUAGACAGAAAGUUAACCUUUUAAACAUGGACACCUUAUAUGUUAGCUAUUUUACAGUUCCUCUCAAAGCUACUCUCUUCAUUGUUUUCUUCUGAGUCACUGAUGCAGGUCAGACCAUGGCGGUUACUACAUGCUUCAUCGUCUGCCAUGCGGAAGCACACUUCUGUGCAAGCAAGUCCUGUGUUGCUACAGGAGCAAUUUGCUGGUAGGCAGAUAUCUUGCGCGUCAUCAGCUUAAGAAGGCUAACUGGUGCUGGUGCUUUUGUGAUUGGCAGUAGUACGAGAAGUUCCCCGUCCAACACCCACCCAUGACCCUCUGGUGAUCUAAGAUCCUGCAUAGCUUCAAGAGCAUGACUCCAACCGAAUGCUUGGUAGUUGAAUGCUCCAGAUGUUGACGUAGACAAUCGGUUGUGGGUGGAAGCAUUUAUUUUUUUUGCUUAUUCUGGCAGAACAUGAGAGAACACAAAUUAACUGUAAUGCUUAUCUUUUUGGUGAUCAUGUAUAAGCUGCAAACAUAGGCUUCUCUAUUGCCAGGUCUGCUGAGAGCAGCCAAAAGGUAAUCGCACAAGUUUAUCGAGUGUCAAAAAUUCAACAUUCACGUUGAAAAAUUGAUCUUGACGCAACAAAAUGAUCUUGACGCAACAAAUGUCGAUAGCUACAAAUUUAAGUUGCCGGCAACGAAAUUAGAAAUCAAUGAUAAAAAUAAAACAUGCUGAACUAUAUAAUUCGAGCCAUGCCUUGUUUUUUGGGUUGGUACUGGAGUGACAGGACCUCCG